UACCUAAAAAAUGAAUUCCUCAAAAUAUACAGCACGCGCAACUUCUACUAUUACCACACCGCCUACCUACACCAAGUUCUCACCACUAUAAACCCUAACUCCACUUACCUGCACAAAGAGUUCAGACCUCGGCUUCUGCCUAGCCACAUCAGGCUUCAACUGACGAAAUUUAUGAGGAAGUCAAGUAGGGGAAAGAAGAAGGGGUUUAAGAGAAAUAAGAUGAAGAUUGAGCGAAAUAAGAUGACGAAGAGAGUAUUAAAUGAUUUGCAGAAGAAAUCAAUGGUUAAGAAUUCUUGUUUCCAUAAUACGAUGCGAGCGAGGAUGCAAAGGAGAACUGGAAAUAGGAAAAAUAUUCUUGAUAAUUUUAAGAUCCAAAAGAAGCUUAGAAAUGCAUCGAAAAAUAAGCAUCCAAAACUUUUCAGCCCUUCAAGUGCUUCAAGGAAUCUUAAUCAAGGAGUACUAAGCCCUCGAACUUUCAUGCCUCCAAAAAUAGCACCUCCCCCUACUCUAGCCAUCAUUAGGCCUAAACGAAGCCCAUGUGUGCCUACCCCCACUUCUCCAGUCACAAGUCCCAGAUACGAAAUCUUUACCAGCUCCAAACAAAUAACCCCCCAUUCUCGGUACCCAACCAGCCUAGACUCAUUCAAAUAACACAAAGAAACCUGUUCGGAUGGGAAGGAAUUUUUAUGUGGAGAAUAAGGUUGCUGCUAUGCCACCAAAGAAGCCGGGAUUGAAGGGGACUACAAGGAAGUUAUUUGAGUACCUUCAUGAUGUUUCAGAGACAUCUGAUCAAUGUUCUUCGAAGAGAUUAUAAGGACUCCUCAUGUUAAAGAUUCUCAGUUCUUCUAUUCCAAAAAUAUUAGUGGAAAUUUAAAUCAUAAUUUGGCAAGAAACACUUCAAGACAGAGUUGUCACUCUCAUAAUUCCUCUUCAAAGGCACCUAUGAAGAGUGGUUUCUGUAAACCAAGCCCUACAAGAGAGUCUUGAAAAAGUGUAUCAGAAAGUUGAAGUGAAAAAGUCGACUUUUGUCUCAAAGAUAGAAAUCGUACAAAAAAGAAAUUUGAAAACUUAAUAGCCACAAGUUUAUCACAAACAGGUUUAAUAAUGUAAACAAGAUAUACCUUUGAUGAGAUCCAAUAUCUUUUGCAAGACAGAAACCUCAAGAUUAAUAACCGAAUUAACUCCAAUAUUGGGUUGUAGCACUAUGUAUUUUACUUAAUCCGGAUUAAAAGUAAUAAAUC
This is a messenger RNA of Moneuplotes crassus, 1241 nucleotides long. The record is from the annotation of a GenBank genome assembly. Lineage: Eukaryota; Ciliophora; Spirotrichea; Euplotida; Euplotidae.